AUGUGUUGGAACUUACAGAAGAGACCGGAGAUGAUGAACUCAUUUCCCGUUGAUACUCAGAUGGCUUCUUCUAUCAACAAAACCCCGAUUACAAUUAAUAAAGAUUCAGAAGCCGGGGAAAUAACAUUCACUGCCGUUCACCCAGAGUUUGAAUCUACAGUUUAUGAAGAUAAGUCUUCAUCCUCGAAGUUCGGGAAUUUUGAUGGCAGAAAGGGGUCAGAAUUUGAUAUUAGAGUGGCCUGCCAGGAUUUAUUUGAUGGUUUAGUGAAGAAAGUUGGUCUGGGUCAACGUCCAGAUCUUGGUGGGGUCGAACGAAUUACGAGAGUUUACCAAGUUUGGCCGGGGAAAAAUGUAUUUUUCUUCAGAGGUCGUCUCAUCUAUGGUCCAGAUCCAAGAGGCCUACUCUUAACAACAGUUUCUAUAAUUAUUUCAGGUUGGAUAUUUUGUGUUUAUGUUGGAGAUGAUCUGUUGAAACAUUCCAGUCUCGUAAUUACUUUUGCAGUGAUUUUAACAGUACUUGUGAGUAUAGAUGUUCUUGUUAACCUGGUCCUUGUUGGUUCAAUAGACCCAGGAAUAAUCCCAAGAGGCAAUCACUUAUCAUUAGAAGCAGAUACUCUUCAAAGUGAGAAAGUAAGAAAAACUAAGGUAGUUGUCAAUGGAGUGGAAGUGAAACUGAAAUUUUGCCGGAUUUGCAAGAUUUUCAGACCACCAAGAAGUAGUCAUUGUGCAAUCUGCGAUAACUGUGUAGAGAAAUUUGAUCACCAUUGUCCCUGGAUCGGCCAAUGUAUUGGACUGCGAAACUACAGGUUUUACUUGACAUUCGUAUCUUCAGCCAUGGUUUUCUUUGUCUACAUCUUCAUCUUCUGCUGUCAUAGAAUCAAACAUAGAAUCUCAGAGUCCAGCAUUGGACUGUUUGGGACAAUAAGGAAUUGCCCAGAGACAAUUGCACUGGCAACGUUCAGCUUUGUUGCUAUCUGGUUUCUUGGUGGCCUUGCCAGUUUUCAUACGUAUUUGAUUGCACUCAACCAGACAGCUUAUGAGAAUUUUCGACAAUAUUACAUUGAUUCUCCCAAUCCAUACGAUAAAGGAAUAGUAAGCAAUAUAAAGGAAGUGUGGUUUGCCAAAUUGCCACCUUCUAGAGUUGAUUUUCGAGCUGAAGUAACAGUUCAGAGAGAUUUUACUGUCACGUGGGCAGUUGGCAUUGGUGGAUCAGAAGGCCGGAUGACAGAGGCUAACGACACACUUGUUACAGAUUGA
Nelumbo nucifera (sacred lotus) is the source of this 1257-nucleotide messenger RNA. The record is from RefSeq and is a predicted model, not a curated record. Lineage: Eukaryota; Viridiplantae; Streptophyta; Magnoliopsida; Proteales; Nelumbonaceae.